GGAGUGUGGCGCAUUCAGGAGACCGUCACCGAAUGAAACUGGCUUUGCGGUAGCGGACAUUGUGGGUCUACGUAUCAGGUAUCAUCAAGGAAUGACCUUCCUCCUGCUUGAACCGGAAUGUCGCCCGUUUCCUUGACGCUGUUGGAGAAGCACUGGAUGUGAAAACAGCGCCAUUUCUGUCGGCGUCCAUGAACGCGAUGCUACCGCAGCGGAUUCCAGAGCUCGAGCUCGGAACGGCAGCGGGAGAGAAAUAGCCGCUCCCCUUUCGCUGCUUCUUUUUACUUCAGCCCACGGCAGGUUUUGCCGGUGAAGUAAGACGUAGCCCCAAAAUGGAUCCUUCCGACUGAGACGCAAACACGUCUUGUGUUUUGCUCAGCAGCUGAGAUCUAUCAGCAGCAUAAGCCAUGCCUGACGAGUAAAAUCCCCUUUUUUGCUCCAAGCAAUAAAAAAGAAAAAAAAAACAUCCUACAUGCCUCCCCAUGUAGAGCCCCUUCAGUGCAUCUUGCUGGAGUGACUGCCCCCCUCUUCCCAAGGUUCUGCCUCGUCUUUUCUGUUUACCCUUCUCCACCUACCAGCCUACAGCAACUACCUAUCGCAAUGCUGCUCCACCUGAGAAUGGCCAACACCUGAGGUCCCAUGCGUCCGGUGAGCACCGAUUCAGACGGUCCUGCUCCUCCUGAAAACCUCUCUUGCCCCGACCCCCUUGUGGGCCCCCUGCCUGCCCCAGAGAUGUCCUUGCUCCAGUCGCUGGGUCCAGUACAAAGCUGGCUUGGCCAGGAGCUUGAGAAGUGCGGGAUUGAUGCCAUGAUUUACACCCGCUACGUCCUCAGCCUCCUCCUGCAUGACAGUUAUGACUACGACCUGCAGGACCAGGAAAACGACAUCUUCUUAGGCUGGGAGAAGGGAACUGGGAAGAAAUGGGGCAAGAGUAAGAAGAAAGGUGGGACCGACCUGAGUCUUGAGGAAAUGAAGAAGCAAGCUGCUGUGCAAUGCCUCCGCUCUGCAUCUGAUGAAAACUCUGGAAUUGAAAGCCUGGUUGAAGAGCUUUGCUCUAAACUAAAGGACAUCCAAAACAAACAGAAAGAGGAAAAACAGAUUCAGAAGAAAUCUGAUGGCUCCCAGUCUCCAGAGCGAGCUGAGUCACCUUCUUCAAAGGACCAGGUGGAAAUGUAUUAUGAAGCCUUUCCUCCUUUGUCAGAGAAGACUGUUUGCCUCCAAGAGAUCAUGACGGUGUGGAACAAGGCUAAAGCCUGCACAUACUCAAGUUCAUCAUCCUCUGCAGCCCCACAGACCAGCACAGACACCUCUUCCCCAAAAGAUUGCAACAGUGAAGGAGAGGCUGCAAAGGAGCACAACCUCGAGGAGUGUGGUACCAUCACUACUGUGACCAAUGAAAGAGGCCAGCAACGACGAAGCAAGAGGGAGAAAGAAAACAGAUACCAUGGUGGUGCAGCAGUGGAUGAGAAGUCUACCAUCCACUCAAAGAGACAGACGAGACAUAGAUCUGAGGGCAAAUACAGACCCAGAUCCUGGUCUUCUGGCUCUAGUGAGGCGGGCUCAAGUUCAAGUGGGAACCAGGGUGACUCUAAGUCAUCUAGAAGCAAGACAGUUAGAAUAAGGCACAAAUCCAGGGAGGCUGCAAAGAAUAGGAGAACACGCAACAGUGGGCAGGUAAAGCUUCAAGUGAAGGUAAUUGACAAAGAGGAUCGAAGAAACACAGGAGGGAGCUGCAGCAAUGCCACUGGUGGUGCUGCCAAACAACCACAGCUAUACAAAAAGGGGAAGAGACCGCUAAAGGAGAUUCGUAAAGAUCCAGGCUGGAAGGAAGCGAAAGAGUCCGGAGUUGAGGUCAGAAACAAGAUGGAAUAUAUGGAGGAGCCACUUUGGUACACUGAGCCCAUCACAGAAUAUUUUGUACCUUUCAGCAGCAGACAAAGCAAGCUGGAAACAAAAUAUCGAAGCAAGACGGAAUCUCCUGAUGACUUUGCUUUGUCAACAGACAUGGAAAGGUUGCCAGAGAGAAUCCAGGGAAUCUGCAUUGCCAAUGAGAGCUACCAGAGAGCAUACCUAGCAGCAGGCUCAUUUGUGGAUGGGCACUUUGUGGAAGGGCCUGGCGAAGCAGAAGAUGAAACUGCUGAACUCACUGGGACCUCAAGCUGCCCUCAGCCAGAGGAUAGUAGAGAUUUAGAUGACAAGCAUCUGUCUGAAUUCACUCACUUCUAUGAAGUUGAUAUUUAUCAAUCCAUAUUGGAUACUAGUGCCUCAGACUCUAUACAAGAGAGUCGGAUCUUGAGCAUGAUUCGACAGAAAAGCAAAGAGCAAAGAGACGUUGAGGCAGAAUGUUCUUUAGUGUUAGAUGGCCUUGAGCAGCAAGGGAAAAGUGCAAUACUGGCAGACUCACAGGAAGCUUCGGAAUCUGUUGGAUUCCUCAUGGAGGAUCUAGAAAACAUGGCUCAAGUGUGGGGAUGUUACUCACCAUCUACUUCAGAAGAUAUAGAUGGAGAAAGCUUCGCAGGCGACUCUCCAAUUCGACUCUCCCCCCAUCUUGAUAGUGUUUCAUUCACCCUGAGCAAGCUGUCUGGAAAUCUCGAGGAGCCACCUGUUCCUGAAGCCACCAGUGAACCAUCUGGGUUGAACUCAUCCUGCUUCUCUCUUUUUGAGCUGCAGUAUGAUAGCCCCACUUUUCCUUUUCCCCGCGACUCACUCACCAUUGGUCACGAAAACAACACAGAUUCUAGUAGCUGUCUCGACCCACAUUCUAAUAAACAGUCUCGUUUGCUAAUAUGGACCAAAAAUAGUGCCUUUGACGAAACUGAACACUGUUCAAACCUUUCAACACGAACUUGCAGUCCUUGGUCACAUUCAGAAGAAACUCGUUCAGACAAUGAGCAAGGAAAUGUUCCAACAGAGGAUGCUGCUCAAACUGGCAAUGAAGAGAUUGAUUGUAUGAUCCCGCCUCUCUCUGGAACAUAUCUUGAGGAUGAAAUCUUGGAUUUUUUGCAAGAAAAUUCUGGCCGCACGUGUGACGAGGUCAGUCUUACUACAGGAUCCAAUCAGACCUUCAUCAAAAAAUCAAAAUUAGAGUCCAUUUGUGGUAUAGCGUUGGAAGAGGAUGAGAGUAAACAGUACAGCACUGGCAUGUUUUCAGACAACACAAACCAACAUAGUGAUGACUACAGCUCAGGGAUAAUAAAGGACAUUUGGACUGCAAUAGGAGAUGGCAAAAAUGUUAUUUCUAGGCAAGGAGCAGAAAAAACAAGUGAGGGGUUAUUUGCAGAUGAGUCAAGCGGCUACUGCUGCAGUUGUCUGGAGGUGCAGUCAAAAGGAGUUCCAAUUCAGGGACCUCAGAAAAAAGCAGUGCAGCGGUCAGAGUAUCACCUUUGGGAUGGCAAGAAAGAAGAACAGGACUUAGCCAAAAACAAACUGUCAAAGGUAGAUGGUGCUGGGGACUACAUGACUCCGUCCAAGCCUUGGGACUUCAGCUCUGACAAGGAGAGUACAUCAUUCAUCCUAGGAGGGGUGUAUGGAGAGUUGAAGACACUAAGUGGUGAUAAGAAUUGGGCUGUUCUGCCGCCUAGUGGCACCCAAGAAAGCCUGUUACAGUGUGCUGCUGCAGCUGCAUCUGCUUCUAGUGCAGACAUGCUAACCAUCACUGGCACAGAUGUGUUCAUGAACACUGGCAGCUGCUUUGCCCCUGGGCACAGGCCCCUGUGGAGGCCACUUGUGUCCUUUGGGCAGAGUGACCAGGCCAUUAGAGGAGGCGGAGAUGGAUUGAAUAAGGGAUUUUCUUUCAUCUUCCAUGAAGAUUUGCUGGGAUCUUGUGGAGGUUUGCAUAGUGAGGAGCAAGGUUUAGAAUACCCGUUUGCAUCCUUCAACCUGAACAAUCCCUUCUCUCAAGUCCUCCAUGUUGAGUGUUCUUUUGAGCCUGAGGACAUGGCUUCGUUCAGUCCAGGGUUCAAGCCCAAGUCUAUUCUUUGCUCAGACUCUGAGAAUGAAGCCUUUCACCCACGAAUAUAUGGCAUCAACCGGACACAGUACAGGGCCAUCCGCAUCUCCCCCAGGACUCAUUUCCGACCAAUAUCGGCCUCAGAGUUGUCUCCUGGUGGAGUGAGUGAUUCAGAGGCUGAGACUGAAAAAGAGGAGAUGAGUUUUCCCGUCCUUGCGCCGGUUGAUGUCUUUGAUGAUCCUCAGGCAGACCUCAAACCUCUGGAGGAGGAUGCAGAAUGUGAGGGCCCUUAUUAUGGGAAGUCAGAACUGGAAUCUGGUAAAUUCUUACCCAGAUUAAAGAAGUCUGGCAUGGAAAAGAGUGCCCAGACCUCUCUGGAUUCACAGGAGGGCUCCAGUACCCUCAUGCCAAUCGCUGAGCAAGAGAUUUGCUUAGACUGCAAAACGGAAGCAGCUGCCUCAACUGCAGGUGGAGAGACAGACCUCUCAGCGGACAAGAUUCAAAAGGAGGAAUCUUCAGGAGAGAAACAGGCCUGCUUACGUGCACCAGCAGGUCAGAUCCCAAAGUAUGGGAUUGCUUAUGACUUUGUUGGAGAGCUGCCAGAGUUCCCUUUGUUAAAUGUAAAUCGACAGGGAGGAGCUAGUAACCAGCAAGAUGAGUGCUGGUGGCAGAACACACUCUGUUCCCCCCUUUUCCCUGGAUCUCAGUGUACAGGAAGCAGCAACAUAUGAAUACGGCAGUUUUACAGAGGACGUUUGUCGAAGGGGGGAAACCUUCCUCUCCUUUUGUGACUGGACCUCUACCAGCAAAAUUUCAGGGUCAUCUCAGAGUGGAAAACGUAGGCGAAUUUUCUGAGACACCCCUCCAAAACCCCCACACAUAACCCUGCUGGUUUUCAUUUACUAACUUAAAACCUUGUGUAAUCAAUCAGAUCAACAAAAAAUGUAAAAAAUGAAAAUAGGAAAACUCAAAAAAUACGUUCUGUCUUUGAGUGAUGCCAUGUGCGGACAUGCAUUUAAGGCAUUUUAGAAUUUGUUUCACUUGAUUCUUCUGUACACUGGUCCUCAUUCAAGUCUCACAGUUAGGUAGUAAGGACAAUCUUUUGUUCUAUCCAUGUCAGUUUUGUUCCCACCAUUUUGCUUUUGAACUAGGAUACUGGUAGUUGGUGGUGUCUGAAUGGUUGUGCAUGUGUGUUCGUCCAGCCAGUCUCACUCCUCUUUUUCUAGUUGAACCUAAUGUUGUGUGCAACAACUGUUAUCGCAUCCUCUACUUUCCAUCUGUUGUUCAGAAAGAUAAUACAAGGAUGUUGAGAUUUUGGAGUUGUUUAAAAAUUUGAGAGUUUAAUUUAAAUUUGUUUGGACGACUUUGUGAAUGAGAAGUAGAGAAUGCGUGCAGCUUUCUUCUAAAUAUUCCUAAAUUCCCCAUGUGUGAAAAGAUUUUUGAAUGGUUAUAGUCUUACAGAAGCUAGUAGUAGAUGGUUUGUGAGGCUAAGAUAAAAAAAGUAAAAAAAAAAAAAAAAAAACAGGAAAUCAAAAGGAGUUUUGUUGGAAAAAAUACUAAUAAUCUACUUGAAAUGCAAUGCUGUUAAAGAAUUGGGGAUAAAAAAGAAAAAAAAAUUCUGUUUUUGGGUCAAUACCCAUUACAAAAAGACAACUACAGCCAUUUCUGCAGACAUCUGUGUUGCAACUGAAUGAAACUUUGUUUUAUUUUUUUGUAAUUUCUAUGGUACGGACUAUUGGUGCUAUAAAUACGUUCAAAAAGAUUUUGAAGUUGCAGUUCCAUGAUAAGGCUGUGGUAAGUAGAUGGCAUAGCCUAGUUUUUUUUGUAGUCCAGACAGUCAGACUCCAUGAAUAUCUUUUUGCGAAAAAUUGUGAAAAGAAGAAAAAUGUUUUUGCCUGAUCGCAGUUCUUGCUUAAUGUGGCUUGGUUUUUCUUUUAAGGUAACCUCUUAGUUGUCAGGCCUGUAACAGCUUAAGCAGAAAUACCUGCAGGUAUUUAAAUCUCAAGUUUCUACAAAUCUUUUUAGUUCAUUGUUCCUAGGCAGAAAUGUCAAAAUCAGCACUGACUGAUAGUUAAUUGUUCAUGCUGCAAGUAAAAAAAUAUAAAAUAAAACAAGUGGAGGGGUGAUGCUCAAACCAAAAACAUGGCAUAAUUACACUUAGGUACAAAUGCUUUUUUAUUUCAUGAUGUGUGUCUUUAUUUUUUGGUUUGCAAUAUAUCUUGUUGAAAUAUUGAGCAAUGUCUCUGUGUGUGCGUGUGUGUGUGUGUGUAAGUGUCACAGAACUUGUGAAGGCACUAGUUCAGAGUGAGUGAACUAGAACUUUAUCUCAGAGAAAUGUGAGUGUAUGCAGAGACAUGCAUUCACAAAAAAUUUAAAAUGCAUAAAUGCGCCCUAAAUUUAAAACACACCUGAAGAAAUGAGCUGUUAAAACCUUUGAGGUGUGGUUGAAGUGGCCCUUUUCAGACCUAUGCUUUGAAAAUGAAGUUAAGUUAAAGCCUCUGCAGAAAAUGCAUCGAGCAUUUCUUAAAACCUGCAGUUUUUUUGGAUUUUUUUUUUUUUUUUUUGUUUGUUUUGUUUUUUAAAAUUUUCAAACAGGCUAUGAGGACAGUAUCAGGGUGACUUAUUUGUCACAUGAUACCAUGAAACUGAAGCACAGAUAACUAAUAUCAUCCCUCCAUUAAUGGUUUAAAAGAGUAUGUUUGCAGUGUGAGCAGGCUAGCUGUAAUGCACUGUCGCAGGUGAAGGUGUGUCUGUUUUGGGCAUGGCUUUGGAAAUGCUUCCUCAUUUAAAAAUGCAAAGAUUGUAUGCAAAGGCCCACGGUUUGUUCAGUCCAGUGCCGCUUCAGUUGAAAAAGGACCCCACAGAAGCUGAAAGGUACUCCAACUUCAGGGUCUUGGUACCUUUCUUUGACAGUCAUCAGACACUCAGGAAUUUUUUAAUAUAAGCAUACUGCAUAAUCUACACUCAUGCCUGUGACAGUGCAUUGAGGCUUUAAUGUAAAACCUUUGAUUGUAGAGCAGAAAUUAUUGACAGUUCUUUCAAAGCAAAUCACACAGGUCUUUAAUUUAGAGCUUUAGUUUUAGAAAAAAAAAGAAGUAAGCCAUUGUAGAUUGCAUAAGCAAUGCAGAGGGGAAUGAAAGUCCUAUGCAAUACCGUGGCGCAUGUAAACAUUCAAGAAUAUAUGGAGAAAAGUCAUUCAGUUAAUUUUGCAUGGUAUUACUUUUGAUCGAGGGACAUCUGAGUAAAAAAAUAAACCAUGGAAUGUCUCUGAAAUACAGCAUGCAAACAUCACACUCCCAUCUUUUUAUGUUGGACUAAACAAUACAUUUUGGUUUUAAAAAAAUACAUGUGAGGUUAAAUUGGUGAUUGAGAGGAUGUUAUGAUUGUGCGCAUGAAUAUGUGGGCGAACUUGUGCAAGAAGCUAAGCACUUACAUGGGAGUUGAAAGGAAUGCAUCACACCUUUUUCCAUUUUAGUUCUUCCAUUUUGAUAGGCUGUUUGAGAAAAAAAUAGAGUAUGAUGAAAAUAUGCUUUCAUUGAGGGUACAUGUAUUUGGAUCUACACUGAAAAGGGUCGCUGAGUUUCGACUGCACUAUGGUCUGCAGAACAUAUCCAGCACUGAAAACUUUGAGUUUUCCUCAUCUUUUCAUUCCCACCUAGAUGCUCCUUCACCCGCCCCCUUCCUCCACGUUCCUAAAAUCCCAUCUGUCCCAAGUAGCUCUGUUGUUCUAAUUUCAUGUACACCCUGAGUAAAUUAUUUUGUUUCAUUGUGGAUUUUCUUAACAUCUAAUAAAGGAAUAAACCAAACCUCAA
Molecule: messenger RNA, 7758 nt
Organism: Acanthopagrus latus (yellowfin seabream)
Lineage: Eukaryota; Metazoa; Chordata; Actinopteri; Spariformes; Sparidae
Product: KIAA0232 ortholog
Exons: 8
Coding region: 637-4677 (1346 amino acids)
Source: RefSeq, a predicted model, not a curated record